Molecule: messenger RNA, 2478 nt
Organism: Stylonychia lemnae
Lineage: Eukaryota; Ciliophora; Spirotrichea; Sporadotrichida; Oxytrichidae
Source: the annotation of a GenBank genome assembly
AUGAAAUCGAAGACGAAAAGAAUCAAUUCGACUUUGAGAGGAGUUGCAAGAUCUACGAGAGCAUCCCCUUCAACUCAAAUACUAAUUACCAAGCUAGGCAUAACUCUAUAGCCAAUGGAUAGACCUAAUGAAGAGCAUAUGAACAAGAGUCCUCUAGGGGCUAGCAUGAUGAUGAGCAUGUCCAAAAGUUUCUUAGCACAGUCUUUCGUAGACUAGCCAAAAUCCAAGCAUAAAAAAUCUACUUCGAAACUGACUCCAUACUAAAGCUUUGUCGAAGGAAACCAUUUAUAAAGCAUCUCACCUUUACAACACUAUGAAUCUUAUAUGAAUAAGCAAAUCCAUAACUAAGAUGAAAAUUAUGUGAGUUCAGACGAUGCUUGUGAUGAUAUUUCAGAUAAUUUUAUAACAAGGGAUAUUGAUCAAGUCUCAUUAUUGAAUUAGUCCAACCUUUAAUUCUUAAGUUAGGAUUAAAAUAAUCUUAGAAGUCAGACAAAAUCAGUAGAACCAGAUAUUGGCAACAGUAAUUACUACAAAAGCAAUAAAAUUCAUGGUGAAAAAUCUUUUGAUCGUAGUCUAAGCAAAAUUACCAUCGAUUCAAAGACUCUUAUAUCAAACAAGUCCUAAGUGAAUCUUGAUAAGAUGUCAAAGGCUUAAAAUGAGAAAUUAGCUAAUCGAUAAUAGGGUAAUCCAUUCAGUAGAUUAUAUAAUUAAGCCGUUAUCUAAUAAAACAUCCACCAACUCAAACGAGAGUUCAUGUAUCAGCUAGAAGAAACUCAAAGAGUGAAGUAAUCUAAGCCAAAGAUAAAUAAAAAGAGUGAGAAGAUGAUUUGUGAUGUUUAUGAUAACAACAAUGUCGAGGAUAUACUUUACUAAGACCAUUUAAGAAGGAUGAAAAAUAAGUAGUACUAUCAAUAAAAUGCAAGAGAAGAAAUUGAAUAGAAAGCUAAAUAAAAAAAGAUCAACAAAAAUUCCUAACAACUUGCUUAAAAUAGAAUUAAAAAAUUAGUAGAGCAUGUAGUAAGCUAAUUUAGUAAAUAGUCUGAUGGUUACAUUAAUUUUGACUAAUUGCAAAUGAUCCUGGAUAAAUUAGGAGUAUUUAGAUCUUUAUAAGAGUUAAACAUUCUCAAACAAAAAUUCCAGGAAAAUCCUUAAUUAAUCAAGCAUCAGUAAAUUAGAUUAUAAACACUUGAGAAUAAGUAUUUUGAGGAGUUAUACAUCAUUAAGCAGUUAUGGAAUACCUUGAAUCCAUUUCUAUUUGAUGAUAUAAAUUCAGAACUACUAAAGGAGGUGUUAGUCCUGCUCAUUGAUUAGUAUUAACUCAGGAGUGACAAGAUAAACCAACUUUCUGAUAUCGUGACUUUGAUUAAAGAUAUGAAAUAUGAAAAUGAAUUCGAUAUAGAUCUGCAAUAAAACUUAUUCAGAAAUAAAAAUAAAAAGGUUCAUGAAAAUUGGGACAUAGAAAAGUUGCUUAAAACUUUUGAAAAUCUAAGGGAUCAUAAUGUUUUUUUAAAGAAUUUACUAUAGGAAAAGUAAAAGACUACUAAGUAAGAGAUUUAUAAGGAUUGCACUUUUAAGCCAGUCAUAAAUAACAAAAUAUAAUAAAAAGAAAAUGUUCCCAGACAUGAUGUAAUGAAUCCUGAUGGAUCAUUAUUAUUUAUUGCUGAGGAGGAAGAGUCAGCACAUUCAAAAACUCUAACUUAAACAAUAAGUAGACUAAAUCUAAACUAUCAAACUAAAGCUAGAGAUAAAGCAAUGGCUAUAGUUAGAACUGACUAGCUGUAUAAGAAAGCAUAGGAGUAACAAUAGAAGAGAUAAUAGUUAAAGGAAAUAUCAAUUGAAAAUGAACAAUAACAGUGUAGCUUUAGGCCUUAAAUCAAUAAUGAUUUCAAAAUGUCAUAAAAUUACAAUAAAUCUCUUGAAAGACUCACCUAGAAAUAGGCGUCAAUAAAGACAGCAAGAAAUAGACCUUCAGAAAUAUAGUAAUUCAAUGAAUGUACCUUUAGACCAUAGAUUUCGAAGGUCCCUGCAAAUCACAAGAAAACUUAAUCACUUUCCAUAAAAGGUUAUGAAGAAAUUGUAGAAAGAUUAAGAAGAGCUGGUAGUAUUCCAAAAUUAAAAGCUUUCCAGGAGACAUUAAGAGAUACCACUUAAAUCGAAUAAUAUCAAUCAAAUUAGAGCAGGUCCAGACUUAAUGAUAAAAGCUAAAAUAGAGACAAGAGCAAAGAUUAAUAAAAAUAAAAGGAGACUUCGGUGAGAGCAUUAGAUUUCAGUAAAAAUGUAAAGACUAAUCUUUCGAAUAUUAUUCAAGAAGAUGAAGAGGAUGAACCCUAUUUGAUCAUUGACGUCUAAGUUGAACAAGAAAAGUAACCAUUAUUAGAUUUUAAACCACUUAAAUAGUAUUCAGCAAAUCAUGCUAAGGAAAAGCUAAAAUUUAGGCUAAACAAUUCAGGAAUUUUGCUAAAUGAAUAGAAUUUAUGA